CCACCAUGAAGCUCACCGUGCAGGACUUCCGCCCCGUCGCCUACUGGCUGUGGGACGUGCGCGACGCCGACGACGUCUGCGGCAUCUGCCAGCACCUCUUCGACGACGUCUGCGGCGGCGCGUGCAAGGCGGCCGGCGAUGCGUGUCCGCUGCUCGUCGGGCGCUGCACGCACGUCUUCCACAUGCACUGCAUCAUGCGCUGGCUCGCCAGCCAGCGCAGCCGCGGCAGCGAGCAGGCGCCGGCGCGUGCCGAGGACCUGUGCCCGAUGUGCAAGCGGCCCUGGCAGGAGAUGGCGCACGAGCCCGAGGGAGCAGCAGCGACAGCAGAGGCGACGACGUAGCGCAGCAGUGUCGCCCCGGCACUAGCUGAGCUCGUUGCGAGACUGGCGACGCAGCAAGCAUGCACCUCUCGCAGCCAUACUCGGCGCUUCGCCAAGGACGGCACUUCGGCUCGCAGCAGCAGCACCGCCUGGGCACGCCUCGCCGCUCACAUGCAUGUGCGGCGCGGCGAGACAAACGCAGAGUCGCCGGCACAGCCUGCGCAAGGUCGCGAUGCAGCCGUGCCUCAGACAAGCGGCCGAGACCCGCGCGUGCUUCAGAUCUGCGCACGCACAGGCAGUCACAGCGCGGGCUGCCGCACCGCUCACGGCCUGGGCGACCACACCGCGUCUGGCACUGCUCGAGUGUUCCCGGCCAGGCUGUGCCAGCGACGCCGCCGCGGAACGGCGCUCAGCUGCGCCCUGCGUCGACUAUGAAUAGGAUCUGAUUACACGCCUG
Messenger RNA from Tilletiopsis washingtonensis, 777 nucleotides. RefSeq lists its product as hypothetical. The coding region runs from base 6 to 341 and encodes 111 amino acids. The transcript is spliced from 3 exons. Gene Ontology annotation, biological process: positive regulation of mitotic metaphase/anaphase transition; protein ubiquitination; anaphase-promoting complex-dependent catabolic process. Gene Ontology annotation, molecular function: ubiquitin protein ligase activity; cullin family protein binding; zinc ion binding. Gene Ontology annotation, cellular component: anaphase-promoting complex; nucleus. NCBI's taxonomy places the organism in Eukaryota, Fungi, Basidiomycota, Exobasidiomycetes, Entylomatales. The record is from RefSeq and is a predicted model, not a curated record.